Messenger RNA from Mizuhopecten yessoensis (Yesso scallop), 4555 nucleotides. RefSeq names its product baculoviral IAP repeat-containing protein 3-like. Lineage: Eukaryota; Metazoa; Mollusca; Bivalvia; Pectinida; Pectinidae. Gene Ontology annotation, molecular function: cysteine-type endopeptidase inhibitor activity involved in apoptotic process. Gene Ontology annotation, biological process: regulation of cell cycle; negative regulation of apoptotic process. The record is from RefSeq and is a predicted model, not a curated record. Gene Ontology annotation, cellular component: spindle microtubule; cytoplasm; nucleus. The transcript is spliced from 13 exons. Bases 521 to 3454 code for a protein of 977 amino acids.
CCUUGGUGUCGUAUACACACGCACCCGUAACCUUCUCGUCUCACUCUGCACUGUGCUACCGUGAGAGCAGGACGGACCUUUCCAGGCCUCUGGUUUGUAUGCUGAAUGAGAAACAAACACCAAUAAACUCCUAAACUCCUGUGUUCGUUCUGACUGAGAAGAGCGCCCGGCUUUACACAUAUAUGGUACAAUAUGUAGUGGUAAUGCUGCUAAGUAACGGACUGCGUUCCGUAUAUAUUGCUACCGGUAUUCCGUAGCUUAUAUUGACUCAUAUCCAGGUCUUUGUACACGCUGAUGGUUGGUUGUUAGGUCAGUCCAUGCAUGCUGAUUAAGUUCUAACUGCUGUUCUUACUUCCAAUGGAAUCGUAAGUUACCUACGUGUGCUUUAAACUGUAGAAGUGAGGUUGGGUAAAAUCACAACGAAGUGAAAUUGACAGGCUAUGCCACAUAUCGCUUAACAUGGAAGCCAUCUUUUCUCAAAACAGGAACAUGUGAAUGGUUCAGGUGAGAAGUGUUCGUAAUGGAGGAAGAAAUAGUAAGAUAUACAACCUUUGCAGCAUUUCCACAAUCAUGUCCCAUUACUCCUUCACAAUUAUCUGCAGCCGGAUUGCAUUACGAAGGGAAUGAAGAUGAGGUUGUUUGUCACAACUGUGGACUCAAGAACAAAAACUGGCAGAAGGAAGAUAACCCUCUUACUUUGCACCAACAACGAUCACCAGCAUGCGAUGUAGUUUGCAAUCUGAAUGAAAAUUCAAGUGUUGAAGAAAUUAACCAUCGCGACGACGAUGUUGACACGAGAAACGUCCAUGUGAAUAUACGGUCAUUGACAUCAGAGUCAGGGAAGUCCAUUGAACGACCAUGUUAUCCUUUAUAUACAUCUGUCAACUUGCGACUGCAUUCGUUCAAUGGAUGGCAAUAUACGUCCCUAACUAAUCCAACUGAUCUCGCUAACGCUGGAUUCUUUUAUACAGGUUCCACUGAUCGUGUGAGCUGUUUCCAAUGCGGAGGAUUAUUAUAUGAAUUGACGCAGGAGGAUGACCCUUUCAUUGAGCAUGCUCGUUAUUUCCCGUCCUGUCCGUUUGUAAAACAAUGCAAAAAUGAACGACCUAAAACGAAAGUCGUUAAAACAGCCGGUAUAAAGCAUGGUGAUUUCCUGAGAUUCGAAAAUAGCGAUGAAAUGGACUGGUUUGACCAUCCGGCUGUGCUUAGUAUAAUGGAGAUGGGCUACAGUAAAACAUGUCUGACCAAAGCGAUUAGACUUUUUCUAAAGUGCAAUAUUACCCUAGGAAUGGAUUUCUGUGCUGCAAAUCUAUUGUCGGUUAUCUUUGAAAUCGAGGACAAUGACGUGGCGGACCCCGAUCGAGUAGAUGAAAUUAUGGAACAGAAUGGGACAAACGUACGGACAUCGAGUGAUCACCAUGACACCGAUAUCCCAGGAGAUAGCGAGGAUUUGUUUCAGCACCCAGCUGUCCAAGGUGUCAUGUUGGUUGGGAACUACAGUAACGAACAAAUCUUGGAGGCCAUCGCCUUACUUAAAUCCAAACCUGAAGCUGAUUUCACAGCCAAACAAAUAAUGGAAUGUCUGCUUCACAAAGAGAAAGAAGCGGAGCAGAAAAAGAAAGAUGAUGAAAAGAAAAGGAGGAUAGAAGCCGAAGUGGAAGAAUUGCGGAGGCGAACGAAAUGCAAAGUGUGCUGGGAGAAUAACUUAGAAAUGGUAUUUCAUCCUUGUUUCCAUGUAUGUGCCUGUGCUGAUUGUGCAAAGAAGCUAGAGAAAUGCCCAAUUUGUCGGAAGCAUGUGGAAGCAAAACACAAAGCAUUUGUUAACGGAAAAAUAUUCAUGGAAAGCGAAUUAUCGAGGCUCGCCAGUUUUUUCUCCUUUCCUUUCAAUUCCCCAGUUUCCCCAACAGAUUUAGCAAAAGCAGGUUUUUAUUAUGAAGGUAAUAGAGACGAAGUAAUUUGUUGUAAAUGUUCAUUUAAAUACCGCUGUUGGCAGAAGGGAGAUGUCCCGUUUCUUGUACAUUCAACAAAGUCACCAAAUUGUCCCCUUGUCAGAAGUGACAAUCGCGAUACAUCUGCCACCGGAAAAGUCCAUGAUAGUUUGAGUACUCUAUUCGAAUCAGUUUCGAUUUCGUCCAACUCCGGAGCCGCGGGUGGCCAUGAAGACUCCCAAAAUAAUGUACCUAGGAACCUACAGCAGGCAACAUUUGAAGCAACACUCCCCGCAUCCCCAGAUAUCGCUCCAAACAGAGCACCAGAUAUACCACUCCCCGCAUCCCCAGAUAUCACUCCAAACAGAGCACCAGAUAUACCACUCCCUAUUGUGAGUACAGACCAGCCGAAUGUUGAAGGAGGAAGUCCCACUGCUGUUACUAACAACAGUAUGAGGAACAGGAGCGUACCAGACGAAAGAUCAGCCAUAUCAAGAGUUAGAAAUGAGCAAAGUCAACAGGCGGGUACCAUCACCAGUACAACACCUCAAAAUAUCAAAGAAAGCCUCGAUGAGGACAGGUCCAUGUCCAUUACAACGUCACAUGAUAUACCGGGUAAUGAACGGGAAGAUAAGCUGAUGAUGGAACCGUUAGGAGUCACAGAAACUCAACCCAAAUACCAACAAUUCGCCAUUUUGGCUACACGAUUGACAACAUAUAAGUCAUGGCCAAGCAAUUUGAACCAACGCCCAGAACAGCUAGCAAAAUGCGGCCUAUUCUACGAAGGAAGUCAUGACUACGUGCGAUGUUUCCACUGUGCUGGAGGUUUAAGAGAAUGGGAGCCACAAGAUGACCCCUGGAUCGAACAUGCUCGAUGGUUCCCUUUCUGCACAUUUAUGCGCCAGCUAAAAGGGGAUAGAUUCAUUAUGGAUGUCCAGUCGGGGAAGAUAACUUCUCAAUUACAGGGUGCCUCAGCAAUGACAAGCAAACAAGGGAAUGUUUCUGCCUCAGCAAUGGCGAGCAAACAAGAGGAUGUUCCUGGAGUCAGCAUGGACCAUCCAGCGUUUCUCAGUGUUAUGGAUAUGGGAUAUACGCAGGAGAUGGUAACCAAGGCGAUCUCUUCUCUGAGGAAACAGAAAGAUAAAACCUUGACAGCUGAAAACUUACUCCAAGUCGUCUGGGACAUAGAAGAAUCGGGAGAAACCCUUGAAGAAGAAGACAAGGAAAUAAAUGAUGAUACCGUCAACACUUCAACGCAGCCAAUACCUCACAACAGUAACAGCGACACCACCAAACCAGAGCCGGUCCACCAACAGCCCACCACCACAGAUCUGGAAAGUCUUGUUAAUGAGAAUCGGGAACUUCGAGAGCAGAAAGCAUGCAAGGUGUGUCUUGACGAGGAGGCUAGUAUAGUAUUUUUGCCAUGUGGUCACUUGGUCACGUGUCCAAUGUGUUCCUCGGCCUUACGUAAGUGUCCAGUUUGUCGGAGUUACAUCAGAGGCACGGUCAAAGCUAUCAUAUCGUAAGGAGAAAAACUCACAACAUGAUGCGUCUCUCAACCUUUUCUUUUUUACGUACACGAAACAGAACAAUAUGGCAAUAAAUUCACUAUAUCAUACCUCAUAAAGAAAAUCAAACGAUACCUAAUUCUGGAGACAUUUUGAAAAUGAACUUUUAUUGGUUGUGAAAAAAAAAGAAAAAAGGAAAUGAUAUCUCGAAAUGUUGAUCAAUGUUUGUCAAACUUACUUAGAAUUUCAUUAUUAGGAUACCAAUGUUGAAAACACUGACAUGAGUAGCGGUAUAACUAAGAUCACUUGUUUGAGACUACCGUGGACGCAUGACAAAGAAAUGACACACUAUUAAGUAACUGUUAAGUGAUUUAUCUACCGGAACAACUUAUUCUCAUUGGAAUUUUUCUCUGUGUAAAUCUUUCCUUUGUUCAUAUUUGCGUUUGUUUUUUAUUUAUUCACAUUAAAAAAUGACAGUAGAAUACAAUACAAUAAGUGUUAACAAAACCAUAACUUGAACUCAGCAUCGAUAAAAGCAAGACUAAAUUUGAACAGACAGAACAUUUACACAGAUACCUUCGAAAAAGUACAAGGAGAAUAAGACCAGGUGUUCCGGUAGGGUAAGCGUACUCUGCUUUAUCGACGACUCCCGUCAUGUCAAUCUAGGUUUUAAUCCAAGUUAUGGCACGUCCUCAUAACGAAAAUAAAAAAUAAAUAAAGAAAUAGCAUAUUUCCCGCCGAUAAUAUCAUGAUGGCCACUGGAAAACUUGUUCGUAAUCUUCAUCAACCUGUAUCUUUGGAAAUUAUUGUAAGUAAGUCCGUCAGCUAUCGACAAAUAUAAUGUAAUAUGAUAUGCUAUCUAAAAUAUAACGUCGCCCCAUACCAUACACCCAGUGCAUUAUAUAUAUAUAUAUAUUCUGUUAACCGUUACGUUUAAGUAAACCCAACUGUGAUAUAUUCCUGAUAUUUGAUGUCGGAUGUUAUGAUAUUUAAUUAUAAAAUAUAUUGAUGAGCUAUUUUAUGAUAUGUUGAUUGAGAAUAUGUUGAAAGAGGCAACAUCCUCUCACACUUUUAUUCAUUAAACGGUACCUACGUUCUAAUAAAUGAGAUCUCAUUAUA